GAGCUUCGCGGCGGACGGCUGUCCGAGGAAGCGUUUGCGUGCGGAUAUCAGCCGCGUCCUACGGCAGGCCUGUGGCGGCUCCUCAGAAGAAGGCCCCCUUUCCCUGGACUUGGUUGGCGGGUUUGGGCGGCACAGAGCUCCCAGGGCUGUGGCGGUGCCUUGGUAGCCCAUAGAGAAGUUUGUUUAGAAGUUUGGCUUUUCCUGCCUCCAUAUACCAUGAGCCCAAAUGAUGCCAAGCGUUGUGGUGCCAAGCGCAGGAAGAACAAAAGGGGUGCAUCAACUCUAACUGGUGCCCUGGAAGUCAAGUCUAUGGGGCCUGCUUCCUCAACCACCAUCCCCUCUUCUGCAUCCCCAUCUACUUCCUCUGUAGCAUUCUCCUUGCAAACAGCUGCCACUGCGUCUUCUCCUAGCACUGGAAAUAAUUUUCUGGCAGCACCUGCCUCAGCUACCCCUUUGAUUUCCAGUGAAAGGAUGGGGAAGACUGAGAUUCCAAAAAAGCGUUGUGGAGGAACAAUUAAUUGUAGACAAACUCGCAAGCGAAGUAGAAUUGCCACUUCAGCCACUGAAGCAGUUUCACAAGUAGAGCCAAUCGAUCUUGAAGAAAGUGCUUGUGAAGAAGUUGUAGAUCUCACUUGCGAGUCUUCAGAACCAAUAGUAGUUGAUCUGACGCACAACGAUUCUGUUGUGAUAGUUGAAGAAAAUGUUUGUCAACGGCGAAGGCGAGAAUUAAGAAGUCAACAACUCCCUGACAGCUGUGUCUUAAGUAGUGAUGAUGAUGAACCAAGAGAUAACGAUGUUGUGUUAACUAGUACAUUACCUAGAGAAUUGGAAUUAUUGGAAGAUGGAGUUUCAAGUUCUCGCCGUUCAGGUACUGUGAGUUGCCCAAUUUGCAUGGAUGGCUACUCAGAAAUUGUGCAGAGUGGGCGGCUCAUUGUAUCAACUAAGUGUGGUCAUGUCUUCUGUAGUCAGUGCCUCCGUGAUGCCCUAAGAAAUGCUAAUUCCUGUCCGACUUGUAGGAAGAAACUAGGUUAUAAACAAUAUCAUCCAAUUUAUAUAUGAAACUUUAGAUUCUUCUCCAAAGAAUCUAAAUUGAACUCUUGUGGAUGCUUCAUAAACGUCUUAUAUUUCUGCAAACAAUAAAGGAUUACGGAUCACGUAUGUGCCCAAAUGUGACACUUCAUUGGUGGACUUUUCUAGUUGGCAUUUUUAUUGGCCCAUCCUACAUGUAAGCUUAUGUUUUGGCUUUUGUUUGUUUUUUACUCGUACCAGCAAGCCUACUUUGCAGUUCAUCAGGGCCUAAAUGUUUGAAGGACCGUGUACUGCAUUGGAAGCACCUGUUGUUGCCAUGCUGCUUUUGAAGAACUUGGCACUGGAUCUUUGCAAAAUGUCUUUUCUGCUUUAAGGGAUUGAAUGUGUUUUGUUCAAGAUUUUAAAGUCGUCAUCUCUUGAUGAUGUAAGUAAAAAUGACAAGUUAGAAAACCUACAACUUUUUGGGGUGGGGGGAGAGAUUACAAACAAAAUCUUAUCUCAUAGCAAGCUUCCCUUUGUUUGUGAACAGCUGAAUUUCCAGUGGGACUGGACUUCUUAACCAUACUGCAACACACUUUUAAUAUCAAAUGCAUAGGUGUUUCGUUUAAAGCCUUUUUUAGAUCAACACAGAAGACCAUGACUAUAUCUGUAAGAAAUACUUGACUCUCUAGAGCCAUAGUUAUAAACAAUUUUUCUGUGUGCACAUCUACUUAUAAAAGAGUAAGUUGAAACCUUCCCCCAUCCCCUUUUGGGGAAGGGAGGAGAUUAACUUGAGUGAUGGUAUAACAAGUUUAUUUUGGCCUUGUCAGCUAUUCAUGAUAUAAUGCUAAAUGGCUUAAUGUUAAACCCUUUCUUUAAUGAUGUAAAAGAUAUCUUUAACAAGUUUAUAUUGCUAACACUUAAAUGAUAGGCUUGAUCGGAAGCAUAUGUAACCCAGUCUUCAGUUGUUGAGUUGGUUUUAAUAAUUUGGGAGGGUUACUCUGAAAGACUGGAUCCCAAUAGUCAUACAUGUUCCUUUAAUAUAUAUUCAUGCACUACCACUUGAGUAGGUUUCUUAAAUAUAUAUCUCAUUAGUUGCACUUCUUUCCUAUUAGGCGUAUUUUGAAAGGCCCUUAAGGCCGUCAUUAGUCUGCUUGCCAUUUGACGAAGAUCAGAAUGGUAUAGCAUGAAAUGUAGGCCGCUGUCUUUAUGUGUAAAGCCAUAGCCUACAAAGUUAUGCAGUUCAUGGGAUGUCUACACACUUUGCAUAUUGCAGCUUGUGGUAUGUCCACAGGUCAUCAGCAGAUGGAAGUGUCCUAUGCUGGUUGCACAGACAAGAUGGGUUCUACAAAGUUCUGUCAGCAAUAUAUGGAAAAUAGGGGAAAGUUGAGGCCUAACCUACACUAGUAUUCAGCAAGUUAUCCAUGCAAAUACUUUAACAGUGACGGCUAAUGUUUUGCAAACGGUUUGUUUAAAACUGUCAAAUAAUACAAAAUAGAAUAGUAAAAUAUCAGAGUACAAAUAAUCUGCCAAUGCAGUGAAUAGUAUUAAAGUGAGGGCUUUAAGUAGAAUAUUUGCCCAUUAGAAUUAUAGAGAAAGUUUUAGAUACCUAUAAUUUUUAUGAUAGAAAUUUUAUAAUUACCCAUCCCCCCAUAAAUUCUUCAGAAUCCUUAAUGUGCAGAAAACUGCACAGAACUAGGGGUUGCCACUCCUGGCCCUGAUACAUAGAGAUACCUAAAAGUUUGAUUUUUCACUGAUGUAGGUACUCUUCAGAUAUUCUCAGCCUAAUCAGAUGCUCAUCCAUGAGAAAUCCUACAAGGCUGGAGACAGUAUCAAACCACAUGACUGAUCCUAGUAAUAUAGUUAGGUAUCUUGGAUGCAGCAGCUGAUGCUUAUAGAUAAUCAUCUUCAAUACCACUGAAAUAAUUUUAAAAUCUACCAUAGUUAUUGUAUAAUGGGUUAAAAAGUUUCAUGUAAUACUUUUCACAAGUAUUAUGGAUACUUCGGUUCUUAGGAAUGUCAAAACUUCAUUAAUUUGAACAUUUGUGGAAUCAUCUUCUGUCGAACUGGGAUAGUUUUUUCCCAAUUACCUUCUAGAAAUUAUCAAUUUAAACAUCCAACGUAGGAAUUUUUAGAAAGUAAGGCUGAAAUCCUAUUAUUACUUGGAAGCAAGUUCCUUUGAACUGCAUGAAAGCUGCUUUUGAUUAAAUAUGCAUAGGGGCAGGUGGUAAGUUGGGAUUCAUAAAUGAAUUGACAUACUUCUGUAGUCCGGAGAAAGGCCAUACAAUUUUGUUCAGGGUAUUAUGUUAUAAUUUUUCAAUGGCUGUGGAAUACUUAUCAAAAAUUGUGCUAGCUUUUGAGAGUUCUAUUAGCUACGAAACAAACUGUUUAUAGCACUAACUUUUAAAUAGCAUUCACUGGCUGCAUUUAAACACAAUGUUAAACUAUGGUUCAGCAUUGCAUGAAUGAGCCUCAUGUGUUCUCUCUGUCCUUCAGUGCAGCUGUGAGAAGCAGAUCAGAAUCAUUCAUUUCUGUGUUUAACUUACUGCAAUGUAGCAUUAUGUCCAAACUCAAACAAACUAUGGUUAGUUUUAAUUACGGUUUACUGAAAUGUGCCAUAGUUUUGAAGUUGCCUCAUUUGGACAAACCGUAAUUGAGAUUAAUCCUUUUUUUUCUGGGGGGUUUCAAUAUGCUAAAUUGAGGGUAACGGGACGCUUUUGCUUCCAUUUUCAAUCUCCUCUACUAGGAUGGGGAGGAGGAGCAUACAAGCCCAAAGUUCAUACACAUAAUGCCUAAUCCACAGUUGAACACUGAGUCCCAAUCUAGCCAUUAUUCACAUCUUCAAAAUAAAAUAUGAAUGCCAAUUUCAAUUUCUUUUUGGUGCAAGUGAUACUGGCUUAGUAAGGAGAUGCAUGGUUUAAGGACUAGUGGUCAAAUCUCUAUUGCCUAUCUUUUCCAUGUGUAAAUGUGUAAGUUCAUGCCAUUUACUUAUUUAAAUGUAUCCAUUUGUGUAUAGCAGGUUUAUUUUGGCAUCUUAAUUAGGUAAAUAAACUUUAUUGCAGAUUAAAAUAAAGCUUUGUGUAUUCUGUCACCCUCUAUUUGUAUUGGGAGAGAUCAGGAGGUUUAGAGGUACAGAUACUGUAUGUAAAGAACAUGAUAGAGCAUAUACACAAUGGUACCUGAAAUUCUGAAGAGGACAUGGCGGUCCGUAUCCAUUAAAGCACUUG
Elgaria multicarinata webbii is the source of this 4235-nucleotide messenger RNA. RefSeq names its product E3 ubiquitin-protein ligase RNF4-like. The coding region runs from base 217 to 1059 and encodes 280 amino acids. Gene Ontology annotation, biological process: positive regulation of transcription by RNA polymerase II. The record is from RefSeq and is a predicted model, not a curated record. Lineage: Eukaryota; Metazoa; Chordata; Lepidosauria; Squamata; Anguidae. Gene Ontology annotation, cellular component: PML body. The transcript has 2 exons. Gene Ontology annotation, molecular function: transcription factor binding; zinc ion binding.